This is a messenger RNA of Monodelphis domestica (gray short-tailed opossum), 10276 nucleotides long. The record is from RefSeq and is a predicted model, not a curated record. NCBI's taxonomy places the organism in Eukaryota, Metazoa, Chordata, Mammalia, Didelphimorphia, Didelphidae.
GCAGCCCCUCCCCCGGCCAGGCUGGAAUCCAGCAGAACUCAGAGCUGGGUCCCUGCCAGGCCUCCAGGGGCGCCGUCACUGCUUGUGCUCAGGGGGAGCUCCAGGGUCCGCCCUGGCUGCCCCCCAUCCACGCUUUCCCAGCCUUGGUAGCCCCUGCCUGGAUGAGCCCCCCAGCUUCCACCAGUCAGGCCCAGGCGCUGCCAUUCCUUCCUCGCCCCCCUCACCCUGUGACCCCCCCCCUCCCUCAGCGGGGUGGCCCAGGGACAGGCUCUGCUCCUGCCCUCCAGGCCCCGGGCUUGGGCGGGUCAGUCAGGCCUGCCAGGGGGGCUUCGGAAGGAGUUUGAGGGAGAUCAGGUGAGGCCCAGCUGGAGCGUUUUUAGCCCAAGGAAAGCGCUGGGUGAGGCGGGCAGGCUGGAAGGUCUGCUGAGAAGGGCUCCAGCCAGGCUCCUCCUCCAGGCCAGAGGACACGCCAUGGGGCUGCUUCCUGGGUCAGGCAGUGCGUCAGCCUCGCCAGGCCUUUGAGUUCAAAUCCACCUCCUGUUAAUGGCCUGUUUUGGUUCAUGGCUGGAUAUACUGAUUGAGCUGCCUUUGGCUGAUGCUCGAGGGUUUUGUAGAGUCUUGUUCACCUUUUUUAAUUUUUUUGAAACUUUUUCAAGAAUUGGAAAUGGCUUCAGGGCCCCAUUUAUCAAUAACACACCCCACAGGCUCUGGAACCCUGGACAUUCCUAGUUGAAUACAUUUCUUUCUUUCUUUUUUUGUUAAACCCUCACUUUCCAUCUUGGAGUCAAUACUGUGUAUUGGUUCCAAGGCAGAAGAGUGGUCAGGGCUAGGCCAUGGGGGUCAAGUGACUUGCCCAGGGUCACACAGCUGGGAAGUGGCUGAGGCCAGAUUUGAACCCAGGACCUCCCCUCUCUAGGCCUGGCUCUCCAUCCACUGAGCUACCCAGCUGCCCCCGGGUCAGUACUAUGUUUAAGUUUCUAUUUUGAUGCAGUUUAGAAAUAAGUUUUUCCUGUUCAUUAUCUUUGGAAGUGUUAUAAAGUCACUUUAACUAUUGUGCAUUUUCUAGACGCUUGACCAUAGUUACAUCACGCUCCUUUUUACUCUCAUUUUAAACAUCGUUCUGCUCAUGGCAGCAGUAGAGAAAAAUAUAGAUGUGUCUGAUCCAAAAAGAGAUAGAAAUGAUGGCUUCUUCGUAUGGUAGAAUUUAUAAUGUGAAUGAAACACCUGUUAGAGAAGAGAUUAAGUCCGUAUCUUUGAAGGUUUAAGAAAUAAAUAGAAACAUUUGGGUGAAAGGCAAAGUCUCUUCAGUUCUUCUGAGAGACCACUUAGCUUUCUGAGCACCCUUGUGACAGCCAUCGGGGGAUGUAUUGUUAGGUGUAUACACGUAGCACAAUCCUCCCAUCAUAGCACAAACUCCUCCUUUCCAAGGGUCAUGUCCGAGGCAAUUCUAUUAUCCCGUGUCACCCAACUGCUUGCAUCCAGGUGCUGAGUUAAACCUAUGAUUGCUUCUGUAGAUUAGUUUAUGAAUCUCUGUGGGUUGUAGUAAAUUUAAUCCAGUUCACAUAGUUACCCACCAGAAUAGAGAUUCCACACCAGCAGUGAUCUCAUUUCUAGCCUUGAACUUCUAUGGGACACCUCUGGGUACCCCAUUAAUAUCCAGGACACUGAAGGAUCACUUGAGCCCCAAGGGGCAUCUCUUCUGCCUUUCCUUCCUUCGUCCUGGCUCUGAUUCAGACACUUGAUGGUGAAGGGAAUGGCUAGUUUCACAUACCCAUCCAGUGUACCAAGACCUUCCUCAGCCCAGGUUCUCUGCAGGGCCACGAGAGAUCCACCCUCAGUCUCUACCUCGGGUUUGCUCAUUCAGACCCGUCAGUUAAAUCCCAUCUAUGUGGGCCAGAGGCACCUCCUUUGCGUCGUGAGAUACACUCUGUGUUCCCAGUGAGCCUGCCUCGCCAAGAACGUUCUUAGCCCCCAGAGUCACGGGAGGGCAGAGGCCCAGCAGUGCUCUGCAUUUGAAUUCGGCCUUAUACUUAUCUCGCCCUGCUGGGAAUGGAGCCCGUGUGUGCUCUAGGCCUUCUGCUUAUGAAGAUGUAACAAUGCAGCGUUCCCAGAUUACCAGCAGUAUAUCUGACCCAUUCCCACCGGGCAUUGGAGUCUGUAUAUCCUGUUUGUGUCUCAGUGACUCAUCUUGGACCUCAGCCGUUGACACAUCAGGCUUAACCCAGAGACAACCUGGAAAAGGCAUCAGCUGAACACUCUCUGGGGCCGUCAUUUGCUGCUCAGUCUUCCAGCACUGGAGUCAUCAGAAAUCUACCAAAAUAGUCCUAUCCAUAUUGAGCAUCUGGGGAAUUGUGCUUUUGCAUGCUUAGAAACUCAACCUUCCCGCAGACUAUUCUCCCCUGGAUGUCCAUGGGGCGUUCCAGGAUGAAAAAUAGGGAAUGGGGCAGGAAGGGGUGAAAUGAAAGGAUAUCCAGGACCACGUCUACCCUGUGUUUUCCAUGGAGCAGGUUGGAAAAGUCGAAGAGCCCUGCCAAGAAGUAUGAUAUUGUCAGAUCUGGCCACUGCCUUGGCAGUUAUUCCUCCGUCAGCCUCUUAACUACUUCUCUUGACCUUCAAUCCCCAGAUUUUCAUAGUUACAGGCCUACCUUAGAUCCUGUUUGCUGUCCUCUUCCUCCCCGGUUAUGAAACUAAGGGAGAAUCUCCCUUCAUUUGUUAAGCUAAAAGGACUAGGAAACCAUGGUGAACCUUGGCAUAUCCUGAGAGUGUGCUGGGCCAGCCACAAGGCCUGGGAAAGCUUGAACUGACACUUUUCUUAUAUGGACAAGGACCUGCUUCUCCUGUGAUGAAGUAAUGAGGGAGGAGUUGAGAUCUCCUAAUCCCCCCUCCUCAGUGGUUAUUUAUGAGUCUGAGAUCUCAGGGGAUGUCCAGGGGAGAGGGAGAGGGAGAGGUAAGGACAAGAACAAGAGGCAGAGAAAGAGAGAGAUGAAGACAAAAGACUUGUGCUGGAGGAGAGAACUGUCAUUUUUCUUUCUUUUACGUCAUUUGCCCAUAGUCUUCAUUCCAUUUACCUACUCUUCUAUUUCUUAGCCAGUACUAUAUUGUUGUUAGAUUCAAAUUAAUAGCUCCAGGUUCUUAUUUUCCAUAGUUGAUUAACAAUCAUUUGAAACAAAGAAAGAAAUAAAGGCUUAAAGUCUUAAUUUUCUACUCUAAGUCAAACCACAUGUUGAUCCUCCUGCGUGGCUCCCUGUCUGCCUCGUGUGCCAUGUUCAAGGAAGUAGAGAGACCUCAGCAUGUCCCACAGCCUUCCUAUAUUCCUCCCUGUCCCCACAUCACACAACACGCAAUGUAGGAACGCAAUACAGGAUGCAGUCAGCCAACAAUCCAGGAAGGGGAGGGGAUAAAAUUCCCUUAAUACAAUCUCCCCCUGUGAUUCUAUUGGGAGAUGAGCAUGUCGAAAUCUCCCAGAUUUACAUGUCUAGUCUCCUCAUUUCACAUAACUAGUUUAUAUCUCUAAAGAUCUUCUGGCUAGAGGUGUAUAACAUGUUGUACUUUACAACAAUAAGAGGGAAAGAAAAGAGAAAGAAAAAAAUUAUUGAUAGAUGCAUUGACAAAAUACCAAUUAGGGGGCAUCCCCCCUUGGCAGAAGAGUUUACAUUCAGAAUAAGUAUGUUCAACUCCCUUCAGUUCAAUUCAUUAUAUCCCAAAGUUCACUGUGGAUCUUUUGAUGCAGUGUGUGAUUUCUGCAGGUAACCUUAUGGUACCUUCUCCAAAAGAUCUGCUUUCUUGAUUUGGGAUAUUGGCAAGUUUCUUUUCUGAAAAAUUUCUCCAAAAGAUUUUAAACUUUGGAUUUUAGGAUAUUUAUAUAUUGUUUUGACGAUUACUGCUUUAUAGUGAAGUUUAAGAUCUGGUACUGCUAGGCCACCAUCAGUCACUUUUUUUUUUCCAUUUGUUCUCUUAAUAUUCUUGAUAUUUUCCUUCUUCCAGAUGAACUUUGUUAUAAUUUUUUUCUAAUUCUUUAAAAAAGUUUUUUGGUAGUUUGAUAGGGAUGGCACUGAAUAAGUAAAUUAAUGUAGGUACGAUUGUCAUUUUUAUUAUAUUAGCUUGUCUUACCUGUUUUUCUUCCUUUUGGAUUUUGGAGAGGGUCAACUGACCACAUGAAAUGAAGAGUCAGUUAAUAAAUUAUUUAAAAUGAAGAAAUGGUGCCUCUUGCAAAUUCAAUCAUUACCCUGUCAGUGUCUUUCUUUUGAGUUAGCUCUAUCAACAACAUAUUAUACUUUACAUUCCAGUAACAAAUAGCAUGCAUCAUAAAGCAAAGACAGAAUGUUUUGGCUAUGACAGAUCGAUCAUACCCAGUGGUUCUGGAAAGUCAGUUUGACACAAGACUGCUCUUCUUCACUUAGCUGAAAUCAGAGACUGCAUCCUUAUAAUUCUAUGGAAUCCUCUUCAUGCUUUCAUCUAGAUAAGAAUAUUUCAGCCAUUUAGGAAAUUAAGUAGAGAAUUCCUUUUUCUUUGUUUUUUUUUCCUCAUUGAUCACUAGUAAUAUUUUCCUUUAGACUAUACAGUAUGCUACCUUCUCAGAAACUCUUCAAAAAACUGUUCUUAUCAGAUCAACUCUGACUCUUGUGAUGAGAAGGAAUUUUAGAUCAUCUUCUCUCUUUCUCCUCCACAGCAUCUCAUACUUCACCCAGAGAGUACUUCUCAUCUCCCUGAUUCCACAGGGAAAAGCAUUUCAAAGAUACUUCUCCAGGUUUUGUCCUUCACAACAUGAUUCACAAAAUGCCUUUGUCAGUAUUCCAUUGGAACCUGAAUGACUGGUCGUCAGUGCUGGCUCUGAUACCCUUCAAGGAGUCAAUAACAUUCAAGGAUGUGGCUGUGAACUUUACCCAGGAGGAGUGGUGCCUAUUGGACCAUUCUCAAAAAGAGCUGUACCUGGAAGUUGUGCUGGAGAACAUGCAGAAUCUAUUCUCUGUGGGGCUUCCUGUUUCUAUGGAACAUUUUAUCUCCUGUUUUCAGCAAGGGAAAGCACCAUGGCUGCUAGAACAAAAAGGCCCAAGGAGCUCCUGCCCAGGCCUCCGUGACAUUCAAGGAUGUGGCCGUGGACUUCACCUGGGAGGAGUGGAGGCUCCUGGACCCUCCCCAGAAGGAGCUGUUCUGGGAGGUGAUGCUGGAGAACUACAGGAACCUGGUCUGCCUGGGUUGGGAAUUGAGGCUGCAGACCAAGGAGUCAGCUCCCAAGAUGAGUAUUUCUAUGAAAGUCUUAUCACAGGAAAAGUUCUUGGAGGAUGAUCCAAGAAUCUGCAAGAUGGAGAAAGCCUGGGAGUGUGAUGGCAGAUUGAAGAGAAAGCAGAGCAUGGAGGGGAAACCUUCUAGAGGAAUAAAAAUAAUCCAAGCAGAACCUCCCAGUGAGGCUGGAGGCUCUGCAUAUGAUAAAUACAGUCAGACCUCUAGCCCAGAACCAGGACUUUUUCCACAACAGGGAGCAUCUGUAGUUAUGCAGGGCCAGAAAGGAGAUAACCAGAGAGGGCGUUCCACCAGGUAUUUGAACCAAGGACAAAGUGAUCAAAUCCAUUCCAGGAAGAAACUUCGUAAGGUUAACAAAUGUCAGAAAGUGCUGGGUCCUGAUUUGGGCUGCAUAAAAAAAUGUGGAAUUCUUUCUGAAGAGAAAGUUCAUGAAAGGGGGAAUUCUUUCCCUAGUAUUAAUGAACUUGGUCCACACCAGACAACUGAUAGGGGAAAAAAGUGUAAUGAAUUAACUAAACAGAGAAAGACAGGUCGUGCUAAACAAUACUCUCAUUGUCAGAGUAGAGAGAGACGGUACAACUGCAAUGAAUGUGGAAAGGCCUUCCAGGAAAAGGGGCAUCUUAAAGCACAUUACAGAAUCCAUACUGGAGAGAAACCAUAUGAAUGCAGUGAAUGUGGGAAGACAUUCCGGUCAAGCUCUCACCUUUCAGACCACCAAAAGAGUACUCAUGCAGGAACAGGACUUCAUGAAUGCAAUGUAUGUGGGAAAGCAUUUUCUGGGAAGUAUGAACUUAGUAAUCACAGUAGAAUUCAUACUGGAGAGAAACCUUUUCAAUGCAACCUUUGUGGGAAAGGUUUUCCCUGGAGAAGCUGACUGACUCUACACCAGACAAUUCUUACUGCAGAAAUGAGAGAGACUGGCUCUACCAAGUAAUUGAAGGGACCCCAGGACAGGUUGGGGGAGAUGAGAAAAUAGGUUUGGGUUAAGGAGGGCCAGAGAUAAGCUGGUAGCUAAUCAAGGCAAAGUUUAUUGAUUAUGCUUUCCAUUAUAUAGAGAGUCUGAAACAGGCUAAGGUCUUGGGUGAGCUUCUUAUAUUCUCAGUGGAAGGUAAUGAUUUACAAGUUUGGUACAAAGGGUUUGAUUAACCUCAUUGAAUGUAGACAGUUUUCUAUAGGCUGAUAAAUCAAGGUCAAUAUGUAACUACCUACCUGAGAUUGCCAGAGAAUACUUGCAUCAGUAGUUUUUGGAAGAACAUGCAGUUACAGCAGGAGGGGUGGGAAAGGAGGGGUUUGAAGCCUCAGUCUACAUGUCUAACUUUAGCUGAGCUAUGGUUUCAGUUUUACUGAGGGUCUGCUUCGUCCCGAGCUUUGCUUUUAAGGUCUCGGGUUUUUUGCCUCCUACAUCUCUCUUUUUACCUAAAUUAGACAGGAGGAUAAACUGAAUAAAUGCUUGAUUACGUUUUUGCUUUCUGAGGUGGAAGCAGGGUAUAGACAUUUGGGUCUGAAUACCAGGGACCAGGAGUAUGUACUGAAAGAAUGACAAGGAAUAGGGUUGUGGAGGGGGAAUGAUAUCAGUUACAGAUGCAAUGGAUGGGGAUCCUUGGAGUAGUUGGACUGGGGUAAAACAAAGGGUGAGGCAGCCACUUAUUAACAUAAAAUUGGGAAAAUGUUUAAUGGAAAAGUGGCUUAGUUAAGAUUCAUCAGUCUUGGGAGGCUUGCCAACUCCAGGAAUUGUUCUGACAUAUGCACUAUUCUUAUGGCUUGUCCCCAAGUCAUGGGUUCUGUGGCUUGGGUCCUCAGGGUGGUCAUUUGUGUUCUUCAUACUCCAUUGUUCACAAAGGUCCUCUGUCACAUAUGUCUGUUGCUUCUGGCUUUAUGACUUGGUGUGGAUCCAGUAUUAGGAAAAACCUCAACCCCCAUGUUAUAUAAUUCUAUAAAAAACUGAUAGUUCUGGGAUUUGGUGAUGUUCCUUUCAAACCCAGUGUGGUUGGUAUAGAUUUAGUAUGGUAUUCCUUUUUUUUUCUGAUCAAUUUGCCUAGUCUCUGUUUACUCUAAAAAGAAUCAUUUUUCCAGCUUGUUAGUGACUUGGAAGAGAACCAAUAUCAUCCUUAUACUGUGAAUCUUAAAAUUUCUCAGACACUACCUUAAAAGGUUAGGGUUAUUCCCCAUUUAAACAAUGGAGGUAAUUGAUCUGGAAUGUAUUGAGAACUUAACCUUACUCCACCCAUACUUAGGUAUACCUUAGGGGAAGAUAAAGUUGUAAAACUCCUUACUGAACAAUGAAAAAGUCCCCAACCCAUAUUUAUAGUGAGGCCAAGCCCUUAAGCUAGGUCUAUUUUUAGAUCUAAUACAAAAAGGUGCUAAGUACCUAUGAAGGUCAAAUUAAUCACUAAAAUGUCAAGCAAGCUUAGCAAGAGGUGUGAGGAUUUAGUCUACACAGAGAAGGUGAUAACAAAAUGUGAAUUAGGUAUGGUCAGUCCUUUGGAAAACGUCUACUGUGGUUGGUAGAUGUGAAAAUUUAGGGGAUGUGACAUAGGAGAAAAUUCUCUUUAAAAGGAGGUCAGAGGCCUCUGAAGUAAUUCUGCUUUGGAGCUGAAUUGUAGGUCAGGAGUCACAGAAGGCUGCUGGGGGCUCUCUCGGUGGCUGAACUUAGUUCAACUUCCUGAGCUAAACUGGAGGGUCUCUGAACACUAGAGUUUUGCUUGGAAGGAUCUUGUGGUGAGUGAUUAGAGACUGACUUUUCUCUCUUAAGGAGAAAGGCCUAGGCCAUUGGCAUAGGCCCAAGCCCUUUUCCUAUAAUUUCCUCUUACUCUGUCUCUCUCCCUUUCUUUAAUUCCUUAAUUUGUGUUCAUUAAAAUCUCCAUAAAACCCAGCUGACUUGAGUAUUUCAUAUUUGGGAGUUUUUCCUAUGGCAACCACUUUAUUUUUUAAUAUAAAAUCAAGACACAAAAUUAUCUUUACAGUUUUGGCAAUUCAAAGUCUUGAAACCAUAUUUUCGCAACCACUGUUUUGUCUGUAACAAUACAUAAUAUAAAUUUUUUGAACACUGUCAUAACCCAUUUACCUUAAACUUUUAGUUCAUAGUACAAGUCAUAAAACACAUUUUCAGUUUUUGUAGACUCAUGCUUGCACGCGGUAUGCUUUGAUAACACUCAAUAUAUAACAAUUUAGUCAAAAACAUUUUCUUUUUUAAGUAGUUAUACCUAUGACAUGUUAAUUACAGAUUAAUCAGAGUCUUGGUGGCCAAAAGUCAUUGUUAAAAUCAUUUUUGAGUCUGCUUUGUUCAAAAAUUUGGAGAUGUUUAUUGUACAAUUGCAUUUGGAAUAAAGACACAUUCUAGAUUUUUUCCAUAAAAUGUAUAAUCUUUCAUUUCUGCUAUUUCCAUAUAGGUGUUGAGUAGUUUAAUCAACUGCUAAUGUUUAUUUAAAUUUGUUUUUUUUAUUGAUAUGUGCCAUUUAAAAAAUUUCAGUUUACUUUUGCCUUGGUUACAGUAUUAUUUUUUUAUAACAGAUCAAAAUUUUAUGAAGCUGCCAAUUAGCACCUUAGGUUUUAAUUUUCUGCUUACUGUGAAGACAGGGUUAAUAAGUUUGGGGGGGGGGCAGCUGGGAAUCUCAGUGGAUUGAGAGCCAGGCCUAGAGAUGGGAGGUUCUAGGUUCAAAUCUGGCCUCAGAAACUUCCCAGCUGUGUGACCCUGAACAAGUCACUUGACCCCCAUUACCUAGCCCUUACCACUCUUCUACCUUGGAACCAAUAUACACUAUUAAUUCCAAGAUGGAAGGUAAAGUUUUUUUUUUUAAAGUUUAUAGGAAAUUCUGAGUCUUUAGCAAUAUUAUCUAAAAGUUGUCCUGCUGGUGAUUUUAUCUUGGCUUCAUAUCCCAGUUGUUAAUGUUAAAUUUAAUGGUUGGACUUAAAUUAUAUGGAAAUAACGAGGACACUGAAAUUAUGAUAUCAAGACUGAAGUGUAUUUACCCAAAUAGAGGGCAAACAAUAAAAUAGAAAAAUGUGAAAGAGUUUAGAGAAAAUACCUAUAUUAGUCCUCAGCCAGGAGGGCUAAUAGUAAGUAACCACAAGGCCUCCUCCAAGAUGGAAACGAGGAAGGGAUUCAGCCUUUUCACUCACUCAACAAAGUAGUCCAGGAGCCAGAAUCUAAAUUGAAGUCAUGACCCAAGCCACAGAGUUCAGGGUGAAGUUCCCUUGAAGACUAUCUCCAGGAGACUCUACUUUAGGAGACUGACCCAGCAGAAGGAUUUCCUGGCUUUUUGGGUGGUUUCCUGUUCCUGUCUUUCUUCACAGGGACCAAACACAAUUUCCAAAUUGUGCAGCCCUGCCCAAGGUCAGUGUAUGUGGGAUUGACUUCUCACCUCUAGAGGUGUUAACUCUCCUCCUAGGAAUUCUGAGUUGUCACCUAGUUGUGGGUUGCAAACCAAUGUAAUGGAGGAGAUAAGUGGAAGGAGGGAGAGGAGAGAGAAGGGUAAGGAGAGUUUCUGAGUUGUCACCUACUUUAGCACAUGGGUUGCAGACAUCCCCUCACUUAUGGUUAAGUAGGAUUUAGGGUUUCAGUUAUAAUGAAUCAUGAAGAUAUUAAAGACAUUUUCAAAAGCUGACUACUGAGCAAAGUGCUCAUGGAUGUAUUCUAAUAUUUCUCAGGAUUCAUUUCUGAAUCCUUCAAUUGGUUGGGUAUUAAAUUUUGCUGAACUUAGAAAUCAAGCCUUUACUGUGAUCUGCAGUCUGGAAGGCUGGCAUGUGAUUUCAAUAGCUUCUUUGUAAUGUCAAAGACCUAAACUUAUCAUCCAAAUGAGAUGGUGCCAGUGUUCUGAAGGAAGGACUUUCAAAUGAGCUUCUGGUCUGGAUACUGGCUGUGCCAUUGUGUUGGUAUCUGUUCCUUUAUCUUGUUGAUGGCCAAUAUGAUGCUAAUAUUUCUGACAUGACACCUGUUUGAUUGACAUGCCACAACCCCCAUUCCUACUUUCCUGAAUAAAGGCAAUUCAGCUGAGUCACUCUGGAACCUCUGACAGGCUGACCUGAUGACACCACA